Orbicella faveolata is the source of this 2161-nucleotide messenger RNA. RefSeq lists its product as uncharacterized. The record is from RefSeq and is a predicted model, not a curated record. NCBI's taxonomy places the organism in Eukaryota, Metazoa, Cnidaria, Anthozoa, Scleractinia, Merulinidae.
UCCUCAUUUAGGUCCCAUUUCAAAUACAGGUUCACCAGGGAGGUCUACCCCACAACCGGACAUUUACACCGAGACAGAUUCAACGAAACCAACAUCUGUCACUGGGCACGUAACAACUGGCUCCAAACCCAUUCACCCAAGCGCAUCAAUCGCUCUUACUCCGUCAUCAAGCUUCAUUACUUCGCCAGCGAUCACCUCGGUAGCGCAACCGAAUGCCUCAUCUCAUGUUCCCAGUUCCCGCCCCAGUUCCGGCCCCAAAUCUGAUGGCAGUGAGCAAAGCAGUCGUGACGUCAGUUCUAUCUCUGUCUGGCUGGUAUCAGGCCUCAUAGUCUCCUCGUUAUUCAUUGUGAUUAUUGUUGGUUUCCUUAUUGCUCGACGCAGUCAUUCAAGGAGGAAAUCACAGACAAUUACCAUGACCAGAGACCAGGAAACGCAGGAUCCUGCGCUGAUGAAUCAACACACAAACGCAGCAUUCCAAACAGAUGAACAACAUGGCUACUUCACUCUCGAUUCUAGAGAACCAGCUUUGUAUGCAUCAAUGUAUCAAGUGCCGAUGAUUGACAGAAGGACAUCACUCAACGAGAUUAGCAACCCAUUAGAACAAGAUCCUUCUACGGGACAUAUAUAUGAUGUUCUGAAUUUCCCUCAGGAACACAGCUUAUAUGGAGCCAAAAACAGAACUGAGUUGCCCACUCUUCCGCCAAAGAAUUCGGCUGUUGAUAACGCAACAAAGUUUGAAAAUUAUGGGCAGAUUAGUAUCGAACAACUUGUAUACAAUAUCGUGGAGGAAAUAUUAGCGGGCGGCAAUGGCAAUGAAAGACCCGUUGGUGAUGGUCCGAAGCAAACGGAACCAGUGUACAAUGUUUUGGAGCCGGAGCCUCAACGUGAUACUUCAGAGGGGAGCAAUCAGUACGGAGAAGCCAUUGUUGAAAUGGAGGAGCCUCGUCAAGAUAACUCAGAGGGGCCCAAUCAACACGAUGAGGUCACUGUUAAAGAACCGGAGCCUGCUUCUGAUACAUCAGGAGAGCCUGGUCAAUACGAAGAAGUCGUUAUUAAGAAGUCGGAGCCUUCUCGUGAAACACCAUGGAAGCCCAUUCAAAAUGAUGAUGUCACUGCUGAUGGACCAGUCUAUAGUACACUGGAAGAGCCUAAUACAAAUAGCCCCAGUGCUAGCGAUCGAUAGACUUCAAUUCACAACUGAGCUCCUAAACUUAUAAAGAAACGUAUUUAGGAUCACUUCCUAUAGUGGUCGAUGAUCGUGUGAAUAGCUGGUCGUUAUCCAUACUACCUUUCUUAUCUAUCACAGUUCGCCCUAGUCUUUUGAGCUGUUCACGCUGUCUGAAAGGAAAUGGCUGCUAUGCAGGCCAUGUUCACAUGACUGUCUAUGUAGAGUUCAAAUAGCUGUAGUUAAACCAGUGUAGAUAACGACAAGAAACUAAAAGCCUAAGUCAUGUUUACACUCGGGAUUAAAGAAUAUCUGUGGUGCAAUGUAACUAACCACGAGGUCACCGCGCCUCCACAGCGUUACUUGCAAUAUUAGCACAAACUCGUGCAACCAAGGUAUUAUCUGAGAAAACAGAGAUGGCUCAAAUAAGCAAUCCAGUCAGUGAAUUCGAAACUUGAUAAGCAAUUAACGUUUAUACUUUGAACGUGUUUAACUACCUAUACAGGUGUGAACGGGGUGUUGGACAGGACGAAAACGUAGCCCCACUCUAGCUAAGUGCCCAGUUAGGAUGUGAACUGUUGCCAGGCUGGUUCCAGGCGUUCAGUGCGUUUCGUCUGUUUUCUUUUUCAUUCGCUGUUCAAUAUUUGUUUUUCUUGCAAAUAGAUAAUAAGAAUAAAUAAAAUGAUUAUUUAUGGGUAAUGGCCUGAUGUACUAACAAAUUUUCAGAACUAACGCUUAAAGAAAUGUAUGGAAUAAAUAAGGAGAAUUGACAUUUUGCUAUUGUUUCUUCUUCGCUGUUUGUGAGCACAAGCUUCAGAGAUACAGAAACAAACGGUAUAAAUUAAUUACUUAGCAUAUACACUCUUUCUUUUUUUAAUUUUGUAAGAAUAUAUUUUAUAAGAAUAUCGAGGCUGAUAUUUGCAAAAUAUCAAGAAUAUUGUAAAAAACCCCGAGGAUGAGACUUUGAAGAGAAUAUAAUUUUAUGUGUUGAAACCA